Pyrgilauda ruficollis (rufous-necked snowfinch) is the source of this 927-nucleotide messenger RNA. Its product is annotated as olfactory receptor 1052-like. Gene Ontology annotation, biological process: sensory perception of smell; G protein-coupled receptor signaling pathway. The record is from RefSeq and is a predicted model, not a curated record. The transcript has a single exon. Gene Ontology annotation, molecular function: G protein-coupled receptor activity; olfactory receptor activity; odorant binding. Lineage: Eukaryota; Metazoa; Chordata; Aves; Passeriformes; Passeridae. Gene Ontology annotation, cellular component: membrane. Bases 1 to 927 code for a protein of 308 amino acids.
AUGCCAGGAAGCAAUUGCACCCAAGCAAAUGAGUUCAGCUUGGCAGGAUUCACCGAGGACCUGGCAACUCAGGUCACCCUCUUCCUGCUGUUCCUGCUCACCUACCUUGUCACCAUCCUGGGGAACUUGGGGAUGAUCACCUUGAUCAGAGCCAGUCCCCUGCUCCAUUCCCCCAUGUAUUAUUUCCUGGGCAACCUGGCUUUUGUGAACCUCUGCACUUCCACCAUCAUCACCCCCAGGAUGUUGGCUGGGGUUUUGUUGGGGACCAAGGGAAUCACCUAUGCUGGGUGCAUGGCUCAGAUAUUCACUUUUGGCCUGUUUCUGGUCACUGAGUGUUUCCUACUGGCUACAAUGGCCUAUGACCGAUACGUGGCCAUUUGCCACCCCCUGCUCUACCCCCUUGUCAUGUCCCCAGAGCGCUGCUCCCGCCUGGUGACCGGCUCCUACCUCCUGGGGCUGACCAACGGCGUGGGACAAACCAUUGGCAUGUCCAGCUUGUUCUUCUGCAGCUCCAGCACCAUCGAUCUGUUCUUCUGUGACAUUUCCAUGCUGAUCUCGCUCUCCACCUCUGACACCACCCUCAGCCUCAUCAUCCUAAGGACUUUUUCAUCUUUGCUCGGUGUUCCCAGCAUGCUGGUGGUCCUGGUGUCCUAUGUGGCCAUCAUCUCCAGCAUCCUGAGCAUCAGCUCAGCUGAGGGCAAGCGCAAAGCCUUCUCCACCUGUGCCUCCCACCUCACUGCCCUCAGCACCUUCUAUGGGGCACUGAUUUUCAUGUACUUAAUCCCCAGGUCAGACACCUCCAGGGGAGGAGAUAAAUGGGCUGCUGUGCUCUACACUGUGGUGACCCCCAUGCUGAACCCCUUGAUCUACAGCCUGAGGAACCAGGAGGUGAAGGAGGCUUGGAGGAGACUCAGGAAAAUAAAAUGA